Lampris incognitus (smalleye Pacific opah) is the source of this 5733-nucleotide messenger RNA. Its product is annotated as junctional cadherin 5-associated protein. Gene Ontology annotation, molecular function: nucleic acid binding. NCBI's taxonomy places the organism in Eukaryota, Metazoa, Chordata, Actinopteri, Lampriformes, Lampridae. Gene Ontology annotation, cellular component: ruffle membrane; adherens junction. The coding region runs from base 1 to 5733 and encodes 1910 amino acids. Gene Ontology annotation, biological process: DNA integration; positive regulation of blood vessel endothelial cell proliferation involved in sprouting angiogenesis. The record is from RefSeq and is a predicted model, not a curated record. The transcript has 5 exons.
AUGUACAGCGUGGAGGACCUCCUCAUUUCGCACGGAUACAAACUGCCCAGAAGCGGCCCACCUUCAGCUGCAUCUUAUGACAAGCGUCCUGCUGACUGCCAGCGUGAACUCGCCGACAACAGGGCCGGCCGGGGGACACUGAACGGGUAUGAGGCGGACCGGGGCGCGUCCAUCUCCUCCGGUGUCUACGGCAGCAGGCCAGUGCUGAUGAAGGCCUACCCUGGUGCGGACAAUGAGAGUGGGGAGAGGAGCCAAAAGAGAAAGGAAGCCGGCAGCGGUAACCUAGGUGACGCACAGCCCCUGGGAGAUUCUCUGGCUACAGAUAGUGGGUUCUACGAUGUUCCAAGUUUGACUUACUCGGAGCCGCUGAGCCAUGAUGAGAGGGAUGUCUCCUACUGGAGGAGGCGGGGUCAGGACUUUAGUGUCCUGCUGGACUAUGCUGAUGGCAGGGAGCUGAGGGCUUCUGCUGGUGCAUGGAGGCCACAGGCCCUGAUGGCUGCUGAAGAUCACCGGGCAGAGAGGCAAGCGCAGCAGCUGUGGGAGGAAAUAUCCUGGCUGAGGGACCCAGAUGCAGCUCCUGGUCAGUUGAGGGUAACUGGGGAAAGAAAGUGCCAGAGCCUAGGAACUGAGGAGUGGAAACCGGCUGUGGGGUUGGGGAGGCAGCUUUCUGAUGGGGAGGGUGACAGGUGGGCUCAGGAACAGCACCGUCUGAGGACUUAUGAGGGGUCUUUCCACCCCAGAACUAAAGCAAAGUCCCAGUCCCUCCCCAGAGUUUUGUCGCCUGAUGGAAAUGGACGCAAAGAGGUCAUCCCAUCCAGGCCAAGCUUACCUGACAGGCAAUCGAGAAUGAACAGUACCGUCUUCUCUGGGCCUUAUAGUAGGUAUAUCUAUGGAGGUGCUCUUGGCAGAGACAGGUGGGGCAGGAACGCCUGGCCGAGCAGCCAUGUUGCACUUUUACCAAAGCCCAGGUUUAGCAGGCCUUUAAAGCCUCCAUCAUAUGAGAUUCACCAGCAGACAAGGGGUAGCGCAGAAAUGAUUGCUAUAGACCAGGGUGCCAAACAAAAAGAUAGGCCUAUCUAUUAUCCACGGGGUGGAGAGCUCCAGAGACAAGACUAUUUCGCACAACACUCUGCUAUCUUUGGUAUGGAGCCCCCUGGAUACAUCCCACCCCCAUCCUAUAAGAGAGCCCCACCCCAAAGAGCAGUUCCAAUCAACCGCAAUGAAAUGGCAAGCUUUAGGUGGAGGGGGGAGCCUCUGCAGAUGCCCAGCUCAGAUGCUGGAAGGUGGUUUUCGAGACAGGCAGGUUCAUGGCUGGAACAUUAUAUGGAUCGAGGUGUGUCCUACCGAAAACAGGUGCAUUCGGGUUAUGAGGAACAUCCAGGCCAAGCCCGCUACUUACCUAUUGAAGACCCAAGAGUGAGACAAAUCUCAGGAGGGCCUGGUGAAAAUUCUCUCACUGACUCAGACAAGAUCCGCAACAUCAACAAGGAGAUUCCCUGCGCUAAGGUUUUAGGACAAUCUAUACAUGAUAGUGCCUUCCCCCCCACACAGGGGCUUGCUCUCAAUGCUGACAGCCGGAAAACAUCUCUCAAUGAAAAUGACAGCAGUAGUCAAUGGUGCAACAAGGGAAUAAAAGACAAAUUAAGUGACAGUGUAGCUCCUGAAAAAAGCAGAAGAGAUUUUUUUCCUUCAUCGUUUCUGGGCAGACCACCGCCUCCUCCAUGCAAACCUGCCGAUCAGGGUCCUUCUGAAACUGUGACAGAGGUAAAAAAGGUGGAGCAGCCUGAACUACCAGAGAAAGACAAAUCAAAGAAUCUGAAGAAGAAACUUAGUGAGACUAUAUUUUGUUUGGUGUCUGUCCCUGUUACCCCGCAGCUCAGUGGGACAUCCCGUGACCAGAAUAACAAUGAUGAGAAACCACCUGACCCGGUGGGCAGCCCUAGUGAUAACAAAACUGGCCACUUGACAAACCAAAGUCUCCAAAGCACAUCUUCAGCUGAGGCUGAGCUGCAAGCCCUAACUGGUAGCAUAGCUAGCAGCAAAACAAGCAGUAGAGCAAGCAGCAAAUUGGUGAAAAAAGUACCCUUUAGGCCCCCUAAGAUAAACCAUUACAAGGAACUGAAAUUAUCAGGAUCCUGGCCUGCGAACCAGUAUCGAGACCAGGAAACACAAACUAGCCCAGAGGCCCGAAAACCUGCCCCUCCAGGACCUGAAAACAAGGAAGCACAACAAGACCCUGUCCCCCAAGGCCCUGAUGUCCCACCUGAUGGCGGUGGUGUGGUGAGCACUGCCUUCAGUUUUCCCAUAAAGGGGGUGAAGAGCCUGAAACUGUCCAGCAACAGCGCUUUCUCCCUUACCGCCACUUUCUCCAACCACCUGACCAAGAGCACAGCUCAGCCGCCAGCAGCAGCACUACUCUCAGGAAAUGUGGACGAGGCUAAACCAGCAGCAAGUGGUGGGCAGGAGACAUUUGGGCAGUUCCUGCUAAAACCGACCAGCCAGCGACCAUGGGAUGCUGUCAAAGAGCUGGAAGCCAUCAACAAAGAGCUCCAGGAUCAGCAGCAACAGCAGAGCAGCAAACAGCCCAGUGUUGACAAGUGUAUAGAGGACCUCAAUGAGGCCUACAAAGAUAUCUUGGAACUAGGCACUGCCAGCAAUAAAGUUCCUAAUGGCUCUGUGCAAAUCCCUGAGCGCAUCAAGAUCCGGCUGACAUCCGAACCCCUCAAUAAACCCAGCAGCCUUAGGCGGAGCGCGGUAAGCUGGUCAGUUGAUCCGGACUACAGGGAGGUAAAGAGUGCUUUCUCCAGACCAGCAACAAAGUCAGUAACUUUCAGCAAGCAGCUAAGGGAGGAGCUCCCCGUCCCACCUCGGGAGACGGGCUUCAGAGAAUACAGGGUUGUCACGCAUCUUUCACGCAGGCGGAGCAGCGAUGGCAGGACAGUGAAAUUAGACCUGCCGGACGAGCCAAUUGAGACACCAAUUUGUGACUUCAGCCCAACAGCAAUGCACACAACAGCAGCUGAAGUUCCCUGGGCAGAUCGACAGCCCAUGCAGGAUGCAUCAACACUCACCAGUCCUCCUGAUUAUGAGGACAUAUGCCAGACUUUGCUUCAGCCGAGAGACUCAACGGAUGUCAAUAAAGUGUCAGCAGGUAGUUCCAGACCUAAUGAUGCAGAACCUCCUCAAGGUGUUGGUAUUGAAUCUGAGGAGGAGUGCCCCAUUUGUAAAAGGGAGAUGGAGAAUCAGAUGAGACAGGGCCCACUGCCUCCACUCCAUGAGGAGAACAGCUCUGACAGCUCAGCCAACCAAAAUGGCAGUCCACCACAGUGUGCUGGGCUAGACAGCCCAGCUGAAGAUAUGAAAGCAAAGGAACCCAGUGAGUCUAACCCCAGUCCUGAAAUUAGUGAGCAGCAACCAUUGACAGAAGAAAAUGUGGCUGGUUCUGGGAAAAAAGAAGAUGUUCAGGCAGAAGACUUGAACGAUCUAAGUGCGAAAAAGCCUGACGAGUCCACACCGGCAAAUGAAUCUAUGGAAAUCGGUGCAGCCAAAAUAUUAGCAAGUGAUGUGCCUGCAGACUCCCAGGUCACAGGGGAACAGUAUAUUUGUGAACCAGUAAACCAGGAAGAGGAACUAGCCCAGAGCAAAGCCAUUACAGGAGAUAAACCUGGAGGUGGAACAGACAAACAGACAGUUGAAGUGAAAGAUAAGUGUGAGGGACAGGAUUCCGAAGCAUCAAUGUCUGAUAAUGGGCAGGAACAAGAGAAGAGGCCAUUUGCUGUCCCAGAGCAUAGACUUGUUCUUAGGACCCAUCUAGGGCGAGACCACUCGGGGUUACCAGAGUUUCCACCAGAUAGACUGCCACUUUCGGUUCCACCAAAUCCAGACCGCAGGCUAUCUCUGAGCUUGGAAGGGGAGAGGAGAGUCAGGGUUCCCUCGAGCCGCAUAGAGGCCCUGCAGGACAAACUGUCCUCUCCUCCAAGCCGGGUGGCUGUUGAGCACCUGGCACGGAUGAAGGAUGUAGAUACUAUAUAUCGAAUGAGGCGCCUAAGCAUCAGGAGCACUGACUCUGGGGAAGGGGAUGCAGAGGUAGAGGGAGAAGUCAACAGUGAGCUUGUAGAGGAGCCCCCUCCUGCUCCCCCGAGAGACAAGGAGGACGAUCCAGGGGACACCGAGUCUCAGAAGGUCUCUGAGGAGACAGUGUUGAAAGAUGAGGAGGCAUCAUCUCUCACAGAGGUGGCCUUGCAGAGGCUUGAAAUUGUGUUCAACGGAUUGAAAGCCCACACUCUCAAGCUCUCCCCAAAGAAAUGCCACUUCCUGCGUCAGUCUGUGCGGUUCCUUGGCCACAUGAUCACUGAGGAGGGUGUGUUGGCAGACCCUGACAAGGUCAUGCAAUUGCGCGAGAAGGAAAAGGAGGCAAGGGCUGUCGUCAAACUUCUCAAGCAGUGGGAUAAGUUGUCUGUGGAAGAUGGUGCCUUGUACCGUGUUUCUAAAGAUCCCCUCACCAAAAGUAAGCGUUACCCGUUUGUAGUUCCUCCAUCCUUAAGACAGGAAGUCUUGAGAGGCUGCCAUGUUGAUGCAGCCCACCAGGGCCAGUUCAGAAGCCUGCAUCUUGUCCGCCAGCGGGGCUACUGGGUGGACAUGGAGAGAGAUGUGAGAGACCACAUGAAGUCCUGUGCCCAUUGUGUCAUUGGGAAGACUCCUGAGCCAGAAGGGCAUGCGCUGUUAGAGAGCAUCAAGACCUCUACUCCGUUAGAACUCAUGUGUAUAGACUUCUGGUCUGCCGAAGACUCCACCAAUAAGACUGUGAUUGUGUUAGUGAUAACAGAUCACCUCACAAAGCUUGCUCAUGCAUUUCAGUGCCCUGACCAGACUGCUCGGUCGGUUGCUCGAAAGUUGUGGGACGAGUACUUCUGUAUUUAUGGUUUCCCGCAACACAUUCACUCUGACCAGGGUGCAGUUUUUGAAAGUGAAGUCAUUAGUCAUCUUAUGCAGAUCUCCGGUGUUCAGAAGUCUCACACCACAGCCUACCAUCCUAUGGGUAAUGGUGUCACUGAACGCUUCAAUAGGACAAUGGGCAAUAUGACAAGAGCCCUCCCACCACGUUCAAAACAGAGCUGGCCACAGAUGCUUCACACUGUCACGUUCAUAUACAACUGCACUGCUCAUGAGACUACUGACUUUCCACCAUUCUAUCUCAUGUUUGGCAGGGUUCCCCGCAUCCCUGUUGAUGUUGACUUUGGGAGCGUUCUGAGAGACAGAGGAGAUACAUCUUAUCCUAAUUACAUUGAACCUCUUCAAGAAGAUUUGAAGGAGGCCAUGGCCUUGGCCAACUCUUACAUCGCGAAGGAGCAGAAUCAUCAGGCAGAGAGCUACAACAAAAGAGCAAAAGGAUCUACCAUCAGAAUUGGAGACAGUGUUCUCAUAGUCAACAAGGGCGAACAUGGACGUUACUCUAUGGAGCAGUUAGAUGGUGCCAAGGCAGAUCCGGGGAAUGUUUCUUCGGAGCCAGAUGCCUCAUUGACUGGUAGUGGUCAAGAUGAAGCUGUAUCUCAGGAAGUGUUGGAUGAUGUGGACAGGACCUCUCUCAUUGCUCAGGCAUUGUCAGGUGAUGUGCUCGCUGACGAAUGUACAGAUUCGGAUGAUGAUGAUGAUGGCGGCUGCCUAACGGCCCAGGAUGGACAACAGUCUAGUUGCUCUGGUCGCACUCAGGACCAGAAGGUGCAGGAUUGUUAA